Molecule: messenger RNA, 1584 nt
Organism: Capronia epimyces CBS 606.96
Lineage: Eukaryota; Fungi; Ascomycota; Eurotiomycetes; Chaetothyriales; Herpotrichiellaceae
Exons: 2
Coding region: 1-1584 (527 amino acids)
Source: RefSeq, a predicted model, not a curated record
AUGACGUCCACUUCAUAUGAAGAGUAUCUGAGAUGUCCCUUUUGUCGUUACGGUAGCCAUGACUUCGACGAUCUCGACAGGCAUGUCCAGCAAGCCCACGCUGACAAGCGGCAUCGGGACGAUAGGACGUCUCAUCCUGACUCCCCUCGGCAAACCGACAGGUCAGACCUCAAUGACUUUCAGCUGGCACAGCUACUCGCGUUUGAGGAAGCCGGACUCCCCUCCGAACUUGCCUUAACCGAUCGCCCCUGUCUUCCUGGCAGCGAUGGCGCCGGGAAAGGGGAAGCUGCGAGGAAAGAUUCAUCGCCUGCCAGUGUGUCAUCCCCGAGGCAGGGCGACGAAGAGCCUUGGGUUGGAUGCGUUUGUGGCGAACGUGUCCACUUCCUCGAACUCGAUGCCCAUGCCGACAUGCAUGCUCAGGAAGACGUAUCCAUGGAUGAGGCAGAAACGGCUUCCAAUGGCGAGCUGUCCGGCCCUAUCCCGACUGCCGAAGAUGCCUUAGAUGAUAUCUCCAAUGCCUUCAACACCAACAUUCCUAGUUCGCUCCGAAACUAUGACCAAUUGAAUCCCAAGACCCCUCCUUCAAGCGGCAAACGACGAGUUCCUUCUCUUCGAGAGAUUUUCCUGGGCACUUCUGCAUCACCGAAGCGAAAGUCCCCGUCCGACGCGGUACCAUCUAACAUUGGAAAGACGAAGCGUUUGGGGAGGGCCGAAUUGGGGCCAUACGCACACGAACCCCAGAUGCCGAACUGGCUUCGCCGGAUGCUUGAAGAGGGUGCCAAAGUCACCAUCACUAACAGAAUUGGGCCUGACGGAACCUUGAUCAGAGUGGAAAGCGUUUCCAAUGAGACCCCGAACCUCGUUCCAGUUCUCGCACGACUGUCCCAGUUGGACAGGAGUGUUGAACGAGCCUUCUACUGCAGUCCCGAAGUGCGUCAUGUAUGCAAGAUGCCCAAGGAGGGAGGAUUCUGUGGGUACCGGAACAUUCAGAUGCUCAUCUCGUAUAUUCAAGGCGCUGGCGCUCCCGGGGCCGAACAUUUCCCCGGAAGAGUGCCGUCGAUCUUGAAGAUCCAGGACAUGGUGGAGCAUGCCUGGGACAAGGGGUUCAACUCGAAUGGACGGGUCGAGACUGGUGGGAUCAGGAUGACAAGGAAAUAUAUUGGCACCCCUGAAGCCCAAGCACUGUUCAUGAGUUUGGGCAUCCCCUGUGAAGCGCCCGCAUACGGCACGACCAAAGACGUAGAAGGCUGCGAGACAAUGCUUUGCGCAGUUUGCGAGUACCUGGACGAUGAGCAGACCAAGGACAAUUUGGACAAGGUGGUCAUCACGAAUAAGCCGCCGAUUUACUUCCAGCACCAGGGCCACUCCAUGACCAUUGUGGGAGUUGAAAGCAGAGUGGACGGGGCGGUGAACCUGGUCGUUUUCGACCCCAUGUUCAAUCCCAGUCCUGCUCUCAAGAAGCUCGCCUUUUCCGAUCCGACGGGAUUCCGUUGUGGUGACCCCGAGAGAUUAAUCAAAGCACAUCGCCGGGGAGAACGGUAUCUGGGGAAGUAUCGGGAAUUUGAGCUGCUGAGAUUGCAAUGA